CGACAGCGUAAUAGAACAUUUCUGUUUAAUGCAACAUAGGAUUCGAUUUGUAAAGUUGCUUGAGACAGAUAAUUGCAGAUUGAAAACAUGUUAUGUUGUCAUCACACAGUAAUGCUCUUGGGCAUGACUGAUGAAUCCUGACAUUAUUCUAACUGUGGUUGUGUACGAUAACCCUGUCCCCAGAUGAUGAGCCGUGGCAGAGGGUCAAUGCCUACCUCAUCCAUGACACUGCAGACUGGAAGGACCUGAACCUCAAGUUUGUCCUGCAGGUUUACAGAGACUUCCAUCUCACACAGGACAGGCAGUAUUUACAGGACAUGUGGCCAAUCUGCCAGGCGGUGAUGGAGUCGGAGAUGAAGUUCGACCUGGAUGGAGACGGACUCAUUGAGAACUCUGGAUAUGCAGACCAGACUUAUGAUGGAUGGACAGUGACUGGACCAAGUGCUUAUUGUGGUGGGCUGUGGCUGGCGUCGCUGUGUGUGAUGUGUAAGAUGGCCAUCCUGUUGGACAAUAAGGAGAUGUACCAGCUCUACAGAAGCACACUGGACAAAGGCAGCACUGCAUUCGACAAACUGUUGUGGAACGGUAAGAAGUUUGUGUUCACUGUGGAUGUCCACACACACUCUAUUUGACUAUUCCCACAUAU
This is a messenger RNA of Sphaeramia orbicularis (orbiculate cardinalfish), 646 nucleotides long. Its product is annotated as non-lysosomal glucosylceramidase-like. Bases 318 to 632 code for a protein of 104 amino acids. Gene Ontology annotation, molecular function: beta-glucosidase activity. The record is from RefSeq and is a predicted model, not a curated record. Gene Ontology annotation, biological process: carbohydrate metabolic process; central nervous system development. The transcript is spliced from 3 exons. NCBI's taxonomy places the organism in Eukaryota, Metazoa, Chordata, Actinopteri, Kurtiformes, Apogonidae.